[Torrubiella] hemipterigena is the source of this 890-nucleotide messenger RNA. The record is from the annotation of a GenBank genome assembly. NCBI's taxonomy places the organism in Eukaryota, Fungi, Ascomycota, Sordariomycetes, Hypocreales, Clavicipitaceae.
CCACUUCAAAAACUUGCUUGCUUUCUUUUGAACAAUAAAGACACCAUUGCAUCUCACCCCUAUUUUUGUAUCUUUCACCAAUCAACCAAAUCGAAAACAAGAUGAAGCUAUCCGUCAUUACACUUGCCAGCGUCGCCUCUGCAUCGCUCGUGGCCCGAGACGCCGCGCCGUACCAGGCCGUCAUCAACUCCAUCACCGCAAACAUCACCAACCUCGACAUUGCCAUCAACUCGUACACAAGCGACAAGACACCCGUCUUCAAAGCAUUCGACACACUCCUCGAUGCCAUCAAGCAGGGCAAGACGACGCUCCAGGGCCUACCUGCGCUCGAGGGCGGCGACACAUUUGGCUUGACGGGCCCGCUGCAGACGCUCAACUCCGAUGCGCAGAAGCUCAACUCGGACCUGAAGAGCAAGCGCAGCACAGUGGCCAAGGAGGGCGAGUGCGACAGCGUGCGCCAGAGCCUGACGGAUAUUAGCACAAAUGCGGGCGACCUGGUCAAGAUUGCGGUGUCUAAGAUCCCCAAGGGCCUGCAGUCGCUGGCUGACACGCUCUCGUCCAACUUUACCUCUACACUCAAGGACACGCAAGACUACUUUUCCAGCACAAACUGCGUCAAUGGCCAGACAAGUGUGCCGUCGGGAUCGACACCUUCAGCCACGGAUAAGACGAGCCCGUCAGCUACCGGAACCAAGGGCACAGCGUCACCAUCGUCGUCGGGCGGUGCGUCGACGCUGCAGAUUGCUGUGCUGUUGGCGGCUGCGGCGAUUGCCUUUGCUAUAUAGGGUGAAAGACACUGGGGGCCAUGUAUGUAAUUAUGACGAGUUUUAUACCACAUUUCUAUAAUGAACUUAUAUUUUGUAUACACAAUAUAUCUGGUUUUACUAUUU